UUGUUGUGUGUCAUAAACAUGGAGGCUGAACAUACAGGAGGUAUUUUAGAAGGUAGUGAAGGCGUUGGUAUUGAUAUUAUAAAUGCUGAAGUUGUAAUUGUUCAACAAGAAAAUGUCAAUAUAAUGGACAUAACAGUGGAAACUCCACAAAAUGUGGAACAAGUAGAGUUGGUAGAAGAGAUGCCUGGCCCUUUGGCAAAGAAAAGGAAGAAAAACGAAAGAGCAUGGAAGAAAACUGUUGCAAAAGUUGCUAGACACCGCCCGAAGGGAUUUCCACAGAUGCCUAGUUGUAAACAUUCGGCCAAAAGUAAGUACCGCUGCGCAGAACUUUCCCUGCAGGAUGUUAGAAAGAUACAUCAGCAAUACUAUAAAAGACGCUGA
Molecule: messenger RNA, 381 nt
Organism: Homalodisca vitripennis (glassy-winged sharpshooter)
Lineage: Eukaryota; Metazoa; Arthropoda; Insecta; Hemiptera; Cicadellidae
Exons: 2
Coding region: 19-381 (120 amino acids)
Source: RefSeq, a predicted model, not a curated record